Molecule: messenger RNA, 922 nt
Organism: Carica papaya (papaya)
Lineage: Eukaryota; Viridiplantae; Streptophyta; Magnoliopsida; Brassicales; Caricaceae
Source: RefSeq, a predicted model, not a curated record
CUUGGUUAUCAAUUCUUAUUUUCAAAUGAUCAAAGUCGUUCAUGAAACUUCUGCAAUCAUCAGUCGGUAAAACCAGAGGAAGGUAUCAUCGGAUAUCUAACGGCUAAGAGUGAAGCAUAACAGCUUUUGCAUUUUCCUUCUCACGUUGUGAAUUCUGUGAAUUCAAGAAAUUCAAUCCAUGGCGACCCCUAAGUUAAGCCGAGUACCAAGCAUGAGAGAUCGCGUGGAGGAUACGCUCUCCGCUCACCGUAACGAGCUGGUUUCUCUUCUCUCCAGGUAUGUAGCUCAGGGUAAAGGACUACUGCAACCUCAUACUUUGAUAGAUGAGUUCGAGAAUAUCAUCGCCGAGGAUGAAACGAAGAAAAAGCUCGCCGAUGGUCCUUUCAGCGAAGUCCUUAAAUCCGCAAUGGAAGCCAUAGUCUUGCCUCCAUUUGUGGCUAUAGCGGUUCGUCCAAGACCUGGUGUUUGGGAAUAUGUUCGCGUUAACGUCCAUGAACUUAAUGUGGAGCAGUUGACUGUUUCUGAAUAUCUUCACUUUAAAGAGGAGCUUGUAAAUGGACAGGGUGAUGAACACUUUGUGCUUGAACUUGACUUUGAGCCAUUCAACACAACAGUCCCUCGGCCUAGCCGAUCUUCAUGGAUUGGGAAUGGUGUUCAAUUCCUGAACCGUCACCUGUCCUCGAGCAUGUUCCGUAACAGGGAUUCCUUGGAACCAUUACUUGAUUUCCUUCGAGCCCAUAGAUAUAAAGGGCAUGCAUUGAUGUUGAAUGAUAGGAUUCAAACCAUUAUUCAGCUUCAGUCAGCUCUUGCUAAGGCAGAAGAUCAUCUUUCAAAGCUUCCACCAGAUACACCUUAUUCCGAGUUUGAAUAUUUUGUCCAAGGAAUGGGUUUUGAGAAAGGUUGGGGGGACACAGCAAGUUAG